Messenger RNA from Cladocopium goreaui, 657 nucleotides. The record is from the annotation of a GenBank genome assembly. NCBI's taxonomy places the organism in Eukaryota, Dinophyceae, Suessiales, Symbiodiniaceae.
AUGAACUUCAUCGCUGCCACCGUGCUUGAAACCGUUGCGCGUUUGCCGUAUUUCUCCUACAUCACGGUGUUGCAUCUCUACGAAUCAUUAGGUUGGUGGAGAUCCCCGGAGAUACGACACAUCCACUCAGCAGAGGAGGACAAUGAACUUCAUCACCUUCUCAUUAUGGAGGCUCUGGGUGGCGAUGCCAGCUGGUUCGACCGCUUCGCCGCGCAACAUGCGGCGCUGGUUUAUUACUGGAUCAUCACGGGACUCUUCAUCCUGAGCCCGGAGAAUGCGUACAACUUCUCUCACCUUGUUGAGGAGCACGCCUAUGUGACCUACCAAGUCUUUGCUGCAGAAAAUGCUGAAGUCUUACGUCAGGUUCCUCCUCCGCCGAUCGCGGUGAAGUAUUACGUGGAGGGGGAUUUGUACAACUUUGACAAAUUCCAGACACGCCACCGGGAGGAACCUCGACGACCACCUUGCGACAACUUACUGGAUGUCUUCGAAAACAUCCGUGACGACGAGUAUGAGCAUAUUGUCACGAUGAAGGCGUGCCAAGAAUGGUGGGCCGGACGUGGACCUUCUCCCAUCCCAGCCAGGACACGCAACUUGACCAAAGAUAGAGAGGCGUGGAAGCGAUGGGCUGAUGACAUGAAUCGUUUGAGCGAAUGA